This is a messenger RNA of Xenia sp. Carnegie-2017, 1959 nucleotides long. Its product is annotated as fucose-1-phosphate guanylyltransferase-like. NCBI's taxonomy places the organism in Eukaryota, Metazoa, Cnidaria, Anthozoa, Malacalcyonacea, Xeniidae. Gene Ontology annotation, molecular function: transferase activity, transferring phosphorus-containing groups. The record is from RefSeq and is a predicted model, not a curated record. Bases 7 to 1767 code for a protein of 586 amino acids. The transcript has 4 exons.
GCCAACAUGGCAGAUGGUGAGCAAGACCACGUAAGCAAUGAAAUUCGCGAAUGUACUCGUCGGAAACUACAAUCAUUUGAAUCAAUCCGCAAUAAAAAUAUAAAAGACGUUGAUUUACCAUUCUGGGAUAUAGUUGUGGUCACUGCUGUUGAUCCCCAGCAACGCAUGGCGUAUGAACUUGAGAUCGAAUCCAAAGUCAAACAUGGUGAACUACCGAAAGGGGUGAUUUAUAAGGUUGUAAAUGAUCCAAGUGGUACGAAGAUUGGUAAUGGUGGAGCAACACUUCAUGCUAUUAAACUGCUGGAGAAAGAUCAUGGAUCACAAUUUCUUAGUCAGUGUAAAGUGUUGAUGCUUCAUGCAGGAGGGUUUAGUCAACGUUUACCAAGUGCUAGUGUUCUUGGCAAGAUAUUUACUGCAGUACCUUACGGGGAACCUCUUUAUCAAAUGUUUGAAAUAAAGCUUGCAUUGUGUAUUGAUUUUCCAAAGCAUAUGAAUCCUGGCAUUUUUAUUUCAUGUCCUGAUAUUAUGGAGCCAUUUUCUUUUGAUACCAGUGAAUGGGGUUUUCAUAAACCAGGAAUAACUGCCAUAGCUCAUCCAUCACCAAUUGAGAUUGGGACCACACAUGGUGUUUUUGUUCUUGAAGACAAUCCACAUGUGCUUGGAAAAAAUCAUUUUGAUUUACUGUCCGUGACCCAGUCAAGUUGUAUUCAAUUUUUGCACAAGCCUUCCAAAGAAAAGAUGCAUGAAGCAAAUGCUGUUUUUAUGGUUGGUGAUAUGGAGUAUAUUUAUACAGAUGGAGAGUUCUUCAUGGAUUGGCCAACUGCUUUUAAAUUGAUCAAGCUUUACACAGAAUUAUCACCUUUGAACUGUGAGAUUGAUGCAUUUGGUGAUUUCCUUCAGGCUCUUGGACAAAACAGCAAUAAAGAUUAUUGCAAGAAUGUUGCAAAUGUUGUUCAGGUCGUUCCUAAACUCAUUGAAACCAGGGAAAAAUUUUAUGAUUUGUUGCAAGAAACUCAGUUUAAUGUCUUACUUUUCAACAAAUCUAAAUUUUACCACAUUGGUACAAUGACUGAAUACAUUGAAUCGUUUUGUGAUAACAUGGUUAUGAGACAUGAAAUGUGCCUCUCAAACCAAGCAUUUGUUCGUUUCAAUGGUGCUAAGAAGCCUUUUCAACCUGAAUCAACUUGUGUCUUUUCCACCAUACUUGAUAGUGAUGUUACUCUAGGUCAGAGAUGUGUCUUGGAAUAUUCCAAAAUUGAAUCAAAUGUUACAAUUGGUGAUGGCUGUAUUGUUAGCAACAUGUUGGUACCUUCAUCGUCAUAUAUAUCAUCAGGGUCUUUUCUUCACACUGUUUGUGUCACAAUUGGUAAUCAAGAUCAUUUAUUUGUGACAGUUGUCUUUCACAUUCAUGACAACUUGAAAAAAGUUGCAUCAGUUGAAAAUAUGAAUGCACUAUCAUAUUUCAAGCAACCUUUGGAUCAAGUUCUUAAGUAUCUUAAUAUCAAAUUGGAGGAUCUUUGGCCAAGUGAUAACUCCAUGACAAACCUGUGGCAUGCCAGAUUAUUUCCUGCAUUCUCGUCAAAGAAACUGUCCUCAUUACAUGCCAUCAAAAUGGUUGAUGCAGUAACUGCAGGUGAUGUCAUUGAAGAAGAUACUGGUGAAUUUUUUUCUUCAAAGAGAUUAUCAAUGGCAGAUAUUGUUGCAGCAAAAGAUGUGAAAGGAAUGUUGAGUGAAAGAGAAGAUUUAAAAUACACUUUGAAAAAGUAAUUUUGAUCUCACUUUUAUCACUAGAAUAUAUUGACUAGAAUGUUAGAAACAUUUAACUACAUUUUUAUUUUUACUUUUUCCAAAGCCACUCCACAAACUUGGUCAUUUAAAGCUACCAGUUUACUGACAAUAAGCAUAUUAUCUUGGAAGGUCAGACUUGAUCAUGAAUUUAAAAUUUCUUAAUUGCUUUAA